This is a messenger RNA of Drosophila yakuba, 6487 nucleotides long. RefSeq names its product mediator of RNA polymerase II transcription subunit 15. The record is from RefSeq and is a predicted model, not a curated record. Gene Ontology annotation, biological process: regulation of transcription by RNA polymerase II. Gene Ontology annotation, molecular function: nuclear receptor activity; transcription cis-regulatory region binding. Gene Ontology annotation, cellular component: aryl hydrocarbon receptor complex; nucleus. The coding region runs from base 646 to 5151 and encodes 1501 amino acids. NCBI's taxonomy places the organism in Eukaryota, Metazoa, Arthropoda, Insecta, Diptera, Drosophilidae. The transcript has 9 exons.
CAGUUUCAGUUGGCCGAUGGUGCGCUUACAAAACGCCGGUUUUUCGGCGGACGCGUUCGCCUUCGCUUUCGCGCUCCUUGAAAAUCCAAAACCCUGCACACACAGAUACUCACCCACACACACUAAUAAUACAGGCGGUUGGGUGGGGGAGGUGAAAGUGCAAUAAGAAAGUGCAGCGGGGUGAGGGGGCGGGAAAGUGGCCGAAAUUCCGUGCAGCACUCUAAAGCCAACUUUAGCAAUUGGAUGGCGUUAUUUUUGGAUUAAGCAGCGCCAAAUUGUUACAAACGAACGAACAACGACCGACAUUUAACGAUUAACAUUAAGACCAACUGAAGUAGGGGCAAGUGCUUAGGAUUCUAUUUUUCGAAUCGCCCAUAUACCGCCAGUAAAGAAGAACAACAAAAGAAAACCCGAUAAGCAAAACUAAGUCGAGCGGAAGAUUUUAAAAAAUAUUUUUUAUCAACAAUAUUUUCGAAAAACUUCCAAAGACAUUCGAAGCAGUAGCAGUAGAAGCAAUAGCAGUUGAGAGCUGCGAGGCAAACAAAAGGAAGGCAACAAGCAACAAGCGAAGUUAAACAUUGCCAAAGGAGCAACUCGAUUCCGCAGGAAGAAGCAGUCCACAGAGGAAACAAACAUCCUUGCAAAAUGGCCGCCCUACAACGGAAGCUGGUGCACAAGCAGUUCAACUCGCCCAUGGGCCUCUAUUCCCAGGAGAACGUGAAGGCCACCUUGAACCGCGAGCUGAAAGCCUUCGGCGGCGAGGGGAUUGAAGUUGACGAGCAAAUAACAAAGCCCCUGAACUUGGCCAACUCGGCCGUUCUGCGCGCCGUCGAAGAGGAAGAACAACAAGCCAAAUGUGAUUUUUACCCCAUUGAAAGGCAGAGCCGUUCGCGUCAGCGAGGCGAGGUGGAUGCACUGCAUCACACACUGCACCAGCAGCUGCUCAACCAGAUCAAAACAGACUAUCUCAGUCACCAGCAGGACAUCACCAUCGAUCGGGACACGGUGCUGAAAAUCAACCGUCUGGCCACCAAACGCCAUCUGCUCAAGCGGGAUCACAGCUGGCCUCCAGCUGAGCAGGAUCAACCGUCCAUCAAUGCCGAACAGAGCCAUCAGAUCUCCUGCAGUCCCUCGCACAGUAUUGAGGCUCUGCGGGAGAAGUUCCAGAGUCCCACCUUGGUUAUCGAACCCACCGCCAAGGAAGUGAGGGAGCAGCGACGACGGGAUGGAGAUGGUGCCUCCAAGGAGCGAUCCAAAACUCCCCAAAAGGUCAACGAUGAACGCAACCUGGCGGAGGUGUUCCAUCAAACUCCCUUAUCGAAGGGCUUCUCCGCUCCCGAAACCAAAGCAGCCGAUGUGGACUUGGGUUUGGUAGCCCCGCGAUGUGAGUACUACGAGCAGUUGGCCCACAAAAGAUCCACCACACCAACUCUGCCUGCUCAAGUGACUCCAUAUAGGCCAAGAUACAAGAGGCAGGCUUAUUCCCUGGAUCGUGGACGCGCCCGGAAGCGGACAGUGGGUGCUCCAGAGUUGCCGCCACCCAAACCGAGAACCGCAAAGCCGAAAGUCCAAAGGCGUUGCAUAAAACUGGCCACCGAGGUGAAGAUCUCGUAUGGCCACGACGGCGACAGCGAGGAUGAGCCCAAUUCUGGUCAAGAUGUGGACUUGGAGACCUUGCCGCUGCCACCGACACCGGUGCAGCCAGCUGCCGUGAAUCUCAAUCAAGCGCAGACAGCAGGGCGAAUGGUAAUUGACAAGCUGGCAGUUAAGGAGCAGCAGCAGAUGGCUUUGGCUUUGGCCACAAAUGGGAGCAUCAGUCCGAAUCCGAAUCUGAAUCCGAGUCCGUUGGCCAACACUCGCAUUGUGCCCAUUCGCGUGGAGGCAUCGACGGAGCAGCUCAAGCUGAGUGCCCAGCAGAUCUACGACGACGCCUGUUCGUAUCUGCAGGAUCACCAGGAGAUGGAGGACAUCCAGCAGCGACCCCCCAGUCCCACCUAUGUGAGUGCCACCGGUGGUAUUAAGUUGCUCCAGCGGCAGUCGAGCAGUACGCCAGCCACACCAGUUCCACCGCCACCUCCUCCGCCAGUAAUGCGAUCCAAGUCUGUCCAGAAUUCGCAGGCUAAGGACAAGCAGACGAAGAGACAGGGUCGCAUCUACAACCUGGAGACCACUACGGAGAAGCAGCAUGAGGCGCAUGUUGAAAUUGCCCAGUUGGAGGCAAAGUAUGCCCACAUCCAGCAAUCCAUAGCGGAGCACCUGCUCCAGAUCGAUGCCUAUAUGGAGAACGCCAAACAGGCGCUGCAGAGGAGUGCCCAGACCACACCAGUAUCAACUCCGGCCCCAAUACCAACGCCACCACCACCUCCUCCGCCGCCACCACCACCAUUAGCAGCACUACCCGCCAGACCCCUCAGUUCGGCGUCCAACGAAUCCUGGGACAUCUUCGCCCAUCGCCAGUCACCCAUUUUGGCAGUGGAAAGUCCACUGCAGGCGAUUCUCCGCCAGAUUUACACCCGGGCAGCUGGCUUACCGAAAAGGCUUUCCAAAGAGAUUAAGGAGGAUGCCGACGCCGAGGAGGAGGAGGCAUCACUUACUGAAAACGUGCCCAUUGUGGAGCGGGCUCUGGAGGAUCUGCACAAGAUUGCGGUGGCACUGGAGCAAAAACCGGAACCCGCGAAACUCAUGCACGUAGAACUCCGGACAGCGCCAGCUGUCUCUGAAGCGGAGCACGUAGUCAUCAAGGACGAGGAACAGGACGCGGAACAGGACGCGGAACAGGAUGCGGAACAGGACGUGGAACAGGACGCGGACAUGGAGUACAGACACGUAUCGGAUGUAAUUGCCAACUAUGAGCAGUUGGCCAAAAAGGAGUACGAUGAGUGGAGGGAGGAGCAGGUGGUAAAAAGCGAGGAGGUCCUGCCCAAAACCGAGUUGAGAAAGGCAAUAGAGGAGCAGCUGGCCAAAAAAGGAUUGAGGGAAGGUAAAAAGGUACUUGAAGGGGAGGAAAAACCACUUACCAAACUGGAUGUUCAAAAGGAUGUGAAAAAGGAUGCCAAUGCAGUGUCACCAGCCAAACAAGAUUUACGGGAAGAAGAAAAGGUAUCUAUCCUAAAAGAGAGUGGCAAAGAUUUGGGUGCAAGUGAAGCCAAAGAAGAUCUCACAAAGGAAGCAGAAGGGGAGGAAAAGGACAGAUCCUGCGGCCAUGGAGAUACCUCAGUCUACUGCCCAGUUUGUGAUGAAAUGCGCUGCUCACCAAACACCUGGGGCAAACUGAGCAAAGCCGAUCAAUGGCGGCUUGCCAAUCUGCACAACGAACCCUUGAGGAACUACAAAGCCACCUACGAGAUACGGAGUCCGUACAUCUCGCGGCAGAUCUCCUGGGAGGACAUGCAGUCGGCCAAGGAGAAUGUGCCGCCCGAGAAACUGCAACGUCAGCGGAGUUUCGUGGAGAUUGUGACCACACCAGCGACUGAAUCUCCGCCGCCAUCUCCGCCGCCUCCACCUCCACCUCCACCGAAGCAGUUGGCCCUGCAGAAACCGGAAACGGAAGCAGCAUGGGAGCGCAGUCGCUCGCCCAGUCCGCUGCCAUCUCGCAAGUAUCCCGCUCCACUCAUAGAAGCACCACAGCGCUCCAGCUCUCCCUAUGGCCUCAAUUCCGUCCGCUCGAAAGCCACACCAUCGCCCGUCAAUCUGCCGGCGAAAUUUACGCAUGUGCCGCAACUGGAAGGCCACAAUAUUGGACUACUGGUGAAAACGGCCACGGAGCCACUGCAGCAGAGCAUGUCGGCAUCCUCUUCACUGCUGGCUGCCACGCCCCCGUCCACGCCCCGUUCUGCGGCACAGCCCUCGCCCUUCGAAUUCCCCAGUCUCGGUCGGGAGUCGGCGGAGCAGCACAAGUUCAAAUCCCUGGCCUCCAUGGAGGAGGUGCAGCGAGAUUUCGGCGUUAAUCGAUCCUUCGAUAAUGUGUCACCACGUCCAUAUCUGGGUAUUGAAGGCUACAAGCGUGUGGCCUGGCCACCGGCCUCCGAGGAGCGGAUCAUCCGGGAGUUCACCCCCCAGCCGCAGACCCAGAGUCCGGCUCCCGGUGCCGGAGGCUACUAUCCCCAGGCCCAGGCCCACGCCCCCAGCACAGCAGCGGCUGCCGCGCCACCUCAGCAGCAGCAGCAGCAGCAGCCUGUGCAGUACACACAGGCCCAGUUCAGUCGGCAGCGCUCGAGGGAACCUGUCCAGGUUCCAGCUCCAUCUCCAGCGCCCGCAUCCGAGCCCAGCUAUCCCGCUAAUCCGUACCAGAACUAUCAGUCCAACUAUCCGCAGGAGCCGCUGCAGGCAGCGAACAAUGUGGGUGGUGGCUGGAAACACAUUGGUGCGCCGCAGCCCAAGGAACGCAGUGAAUUCACCGCCGGCGGAGGAGCCUAUCCUCCGUUCCAGGGAUCCUACCAGCAGCAGCCGCAGCAGCAGCAGCAGUACGGUGCUCCGUCUUACGAUGGCCAGCAGCAGCAGCAACCUGCAGCACAGUGGCAACAGCAGCAGCAGGUUCCGCAGCAGCAAUAUCAGCCUCAAUCGCAGGCUCAGGCGCCCUAUCAGCCAGCACAGUGGAACCAACAGCAGCAGCAGCCAUCGUACCAGGCUUCACCGUACCAACAGCAGCAGCAGCAGCAACAGCAGCAGCCAUCCUAUUACCCACAGCAAAACGGUGGCUCGACCUUUGCUCAACCCCAAUACAAUUCUUAUUCGCAGCCCCAGUUGCCCUACUCGCAGGAUCAGACUGAUCUGCAGCAGCAGCAACAGCAGCAGCAAUAUCCAGGAGCCUUCGCUGGACAGGAUAGCUACCGGGGCGCCAGUCCCGGCAUCAUCACCCUGCGCAAGGAGGCUCCAGUCAGCCAGCAGCCAGCGCCAGUCUACACUUCGCAGCCUGCCGCCGUCAGUUAUCAGGGAGGCAGCAAAUUGCGCGGAGAUUUGAAGUGGCCACCACCGGAGUACAAGGAGGCAGCUGCUCGCGAGAACGAGGAACGACGCCAGUUGGCGUUGGGCCCCGUCUGCCGUCCCAGGCGAAUCAACCGGGACUACACACCCUUCUUUGCCAAGCACCAGUUGAACAAUGGAUAUCCCAGCUACAAGGUGCCUCCUGGCACCCAGCACAUUUUCGGCUAAGUUUGGGAAAGGAGACUUUAAGAUGCCAAUAAGAACAGCACGAUAAAAUAUUCAAUGGAACCCACUUCAUAAUAAUACUGAAAACGAUCAUGUCUAUGUUACUAAAACGAAUCACUAACGAAGCAACCAAUCUAUAUAUAGGAUAUAUAUACAAUUGUUAUACUAAUCUCAAAUGACCACUAACGACGCCAUAUAUAUACUAUACAUAUAUUACGAAACGAACCCAUGAUAGGUGAAUGCAAUACUACAGCAGGUGUGACUUCAACCCGUGAAUCAUCUUCAAUAUUUUCUAUAUAAUAGAUGCUAAAUGAUUCAACGAAAUCAGAUGGCACACUGUUAAGUUAAUACUAAUGAUGAUUCGUGGGCUUGGAGGCCUGGAUGAAAUCCGGAUGCCCAAACGGGGCGAUGGAUAACGAAAAUCUCCAUGUACCCAUACUAUAUACACAUAUUUGGAGCAUGUGCAUAUAGUAUGGCCUAGAUAGGAGACCAGAACUAUAUGCUAAAUCAUAUAGUGUUAGAUUCUAAGAUGAUUGUUAAAACUGUUAACUAGCAAAUGAAAUGGACACGAUGCGACCCAAGACGGAAAAAUGAUAAUGAGAUUGAACCUUGUCUUAGUUUUAAGAGCACUACUAAACUAUUUAUUGUGAGCAUAUUCUAUUUAACGCAGAUCCCGUGCAGCGAUGAGCUCAAGGUAACCGCCGGUGGGGAAACCACAUUCACUAAUUGUAAAUUGUAAGAUGAUGAGUUGCCCGAUUUCAGGGCACAUCCUUUGGAGCCGCUCGCACGGGUUUCUCCAUGUUUAUGGUUUGAGUUUGCAUGCUUUUUGCUUAUAUCUAUACUAUAUGCACAUAUAUAUAUAUAUAUGAAUUUACCUUGACAUUGUUAAACUGCAAAUUAUAAAAAAAACCGUCAAUUAUCCCGCUAUAAGUAAGUUAUACAAGAGAUUAGGCGAACGCGCCGAAACCAAUCUGUGAGUUCCCAAGAAGGCCAUUCAAGGACAAUAAAUUUAACGAGCUCGUUCGGAUCAUCACUCCCCACCAAAAUGCCCCCUCCAUCCGCCCGAGGUCGGUGCUUUAGUCCGCCCGCUGACCCCGGGCAAUAAUAUGAGGAUGCCUUUGCCUGCUGGACGAGCAGCCGCGGACUCAGUGCCCAGAUCUUGGCGAAUGGAGCGGGAAUGUGGCCGGGUCGAGGCUGGAGAACGGGCCAAAAACUCUCAGACUUUACCAAUUACUACUACGACCAGCAAUGUCUAUACGCAACUACACUACAAUGUAUAACUAAUACAAAAUGAGAAACUAAAUAAACGGCAAGUUUUGAAUACUCGCGACGAGAAGAA